Austrofundulus limnaeus is the source of this 1235-nucleotide messenger RNA. RefSeq lists its product as uncharacterized. The record is from RefSeq and is a predicted model, not a curated record. NCBI's taxonomy places the organism in Eukaryota, Metazoa, Chordata, Actinopteri, Cyprinodontiformes, Rivulidae.
GAGCUGCAGCUGGAGACAAUCAGUUCAUUGAGCAGUGAUUGGCUGCAGGUUCUAAUAAAUACCUGCUGGCACACACAGAGCCAGGAGCUGCAGGCUUGUUGGGACCAGAAAUGACUUGUGGACUUGGUUUAGGGAUCUUUCUGGUUUUCUGGGUUCAAGCAGAGCGUGUAGGUUGUUUCUGGACUAAAGAAGCUCAGAAUCUCCAGAACAGCAACACACAUGUUGGCUUUCCACCACCAACUGUCAGAUUGAUCAAAUCUGGCAGCUAUCCCCAGAACCAAGGCAGACAAGGCUUCAGUUCUCCACAUAUGGUCCAGAGCAGUAGCUCCAACACUGGUCCUGCAGUUCACACUGGUUCUGGUCCUGCAGUUCACACUGGUUCUGGUCCAGGACUCUCCACCAGGAGCUCAGCGCAUGUUUCCCAGCCAGCUCUGAGUUCAGUCAGAUUGGUGCAGAGCAGGCCAAAGUCUUUUUCACCCAGGGCUAAAGGUCCAAAAGCAGCGAAGCAGUCCUCUGACCUCAUAGAGGAGAAGCAACAUAAGAACCAGAAGAACCCCUCUAGGGGCAGCAAAACUCCAAAGAAGGGAAAGCAUUCCAGCAAAACUGAGUCUCAACAAGGUUCUAAGAAACGCAACUUAAUCAAUCCAGGUUCUCUCCUCUCUGCAGCACAAGCACUUUCCAAGGUUGCUUCUAAUAUCCCUUUUUACCACAGAGAAGUGGGCUCCUCGUCCAGUCUGUAUGACCCUGUGGCUCCUGGACAUUCUGUGCAGACUCAAACGUACGCUCGUAGUCCUGCCAAGAGGUUAUCUUCAAACCGUAAAUCUAAGGCCACGAGUGUCUUGCCUCAAACCCAGGAUAGGAGACCACCUGUGGGUCAUGAAGGAGGGGCAAGUCCCAGAAGCUGGCCCCAGACCUACAAAAUCAGUCGUGGUCCAGCUGUCCCCAGGAGCAGCAUUAAGGGAACUCCUGUUCAAAGUUUUGCUACAGUUUACCAGAUUCCUGAGCACUUUGGUGGCUUUGGUAUCAGACGACUGAGAAAACCUGCCCAGAACCAAGUGACUGUGUCAAAGCUUCAGACCCCCACAGCUGCUCCUCAACAGAAACCCUUCAGUCCCCAAAGUGGUUAUCCAGAGGUCAGGUGGACCAGGGUCAAGAUCUAAUGGGGUUUUCUAAAKGACUACCCCACCAGGUGGAUCUUAAUAUCUUGAAAUAAAAAGCUAAUUUUUCAUGGAGUA